Molecule: messenger RNA, 2641 nt
Organism: Colossoma macropomum (tambaqui)
Lineage: Eukaryota; Metazoa; Chordata; Actinopteri; Characiformes; Serrasalmidae
Gene: slc25a51b
Product: solute carrier family 25 member 51b
Exons: 2
Coding region: 185-1123 (312 amino acids)
Source: RefSeq, a predicted model, not a curated record
GCAGUGUGGAGCCUGCUCUGCCGUAUAAAAGAAGAAAAGCGCGACCUGUCACAGGGAGGACUUUUCUCGGACCACUGUCACCAAAUAGCAUUUCGGCCAGUCAGCUCAGGUUAAAAUACAAUUGAAGGACAUUCAUAUGGAUGUGGAAUUCCACUGCACCAGCAAGCUGCAUGCCUAAUUUCCCAUGGGGGUGGUCACCACCAUGGACCCCGAAUCAGCCCGCCAACCCCAGGUCCCGGCGCAAGGCAAGCUGAGUAACAGCGGGCCUGUCUUUGCGGCUGGUCGAGGGACCGGGCUUGGGCCUCGAGGGAAACACUAUGUAUGUGGCUCUGUGGCCGCCUUCACUAACAUCAUCAUCACGUUCCCCAUCCAGAAGGUGCUCUUUCGGCAGCAGCUGCAUGGCGUGCGGGCUACAGAGGCUGUGCGGCAGCUCCAGCGCGAGGGCUUACGCAACUUGUAUCGCGGCCUCCUGCCUCCGCUGUUGCAGAAGACCACCACAGUGGCCAUCAUGUUUGGCCUGUAUGAGGACUUCUCCCGCCUGCUCCUGCGGCAUGCACGUGCCAGUGGUGCGCCUGAGCUGCUGACCCGCAGCGUGGCAGCUGCUCUGGCUGGCACGGCUGAGGCCGCUUUGACACCGUUCGAGAGGGUGCAGACGCUGCUGCAGGACCACCGUCACAAUGGGCGCUUCCAAAACACGGCCCACGCCUUCCGGACUCUGCUCCGCGACUACGGGGUGAAAGAAUGUUAUCGUGGUCUGGUACCUGUGCUGCUGCGCAAUGGACCCAGCAAUGUGCUCUUCUUCGGUCUGCGUGGGCCCAUCAAGCAGCGUCUGCCCGACGCCCACACCAAGACGGGCCACCUGCUCAACGACUUUGUAUGUGGUGGGCUACUGGGUGCAGCGCUGGGCAUCAUGUUUUACCCACUGAAUGUGGUGAAGUCGCGAGCGCAGGCGCAGGUGGGCGGUGAGUUUGUGCCCUGUUUGCGGGUUCUGGCCACCGUGUGGAGGGAAAGAGGUGGGAGCGUGGCCUUGUUGUUCCGUGGAGCCACGCUCAACUACCACCGCUCACUGCUCUCAUGGGGCAUCAUCAACGCCACUUACGAACUCCUGCUCAAAGUUGUCUGAGGAGGGAUGGAGGGUUGGACAGACGAGUGAGCGGACUUGAGGAUGUUUGCCAUCUAAGUGGGUGUUUCACAGAGCAAGAGGAUAUUUCACAAAGCAGGAUUUCUCAGUUAGCUACUUAAGCCCAAAGUCCAAUAGGAGAAGUUCUUAAUUGUCAGUCCCUGUUUUGGGCUUAAGCGAUCCAGCUUUAUUGAGAAAACCUGCAUUGUGAAAUGUCCUCCUGGAUUUGUCAGUAAGAUGGAUGAAUAAACCAAAAGUGAAGAUUGUCCAAUAGGAAUCUCCUUGUAUUGGACAGGCUUGAUAUUUGGGCUUUACUUGUCUGGUUAACUGACAAAUCCUGCUUUCUGGAAUACCCCCUCAGCCCGAGCUGAGAAUCUUGUGUUCUUUACCACAGCACAGUCUUUGUUUGACAUCUAGGACACUGCCGUUUCCUUUUGUAUCCAUGAACAGGUCGAACUGCACUUCAUAAAAGAUCAUAAAAGAACUGUUCAUGUUGUGUUGCCUGAAUGUUCAACUCAUACCUGGCAAAAAAUGUGCUGCAAACCUGUAUUGACCCCUUUUUUAUGUCCUUACUGCUAUGAGUAUUGAGAAGUGGUCUGUGAGGCCCCUAAAUGGGGAUUAAGAACUAAUGUUACGAGGCUGAACACAGUUUUUGAGUUAUGGAGAGGAAGUCCAUUUUCUAUUGUUAAUUGUAUCGAUCCUUAAUAAAAUGCACAAAUUGGUGCCUGGACCAUACCAGACAAUUAUUCAGUCCAUUCUGUAGCACUCUGCUCAUUUUGACAUUGUGAAAGAAACAAGAAAUCAAAUGUUCCAUUACAAUUUGAUGAAUUAUGGAGAAACACGAACGUAGCUGGGAUGCUCAUUAAGCCAUACCAGAGAAUGUGGAUGGCUGCAUUCUCCCUGAGCAGAGAAGGACAGGUGUCCAGUUUUCUAUGUCACCAUGUCAGUCAAUCCGACAUCUGUGAGGUCACAUGGCACUUGGGAGCCUGACCUCGUAGCACUUAGGUGGCAUGGCCAGUAGUUACAAAUGAUUUAUCCCACCUUAAUGGGACUGACAGGACGAUAGGAGAAAAUCUUUCUACACUGAGUUUUGGCUAUGAAUAAAUAAGAAAAAAAAUAUAUCUACUUGUGAAGUGUAGAGAAUACUACAUGGUGGUGGAAAGUGAAAUCUUAAGUCUGACAACUGGGAAAAUAUGUCCAUUUUCUAAAGAGGUGUAUGGAAGUGGUGCAGGUUACAUAGUGUGACUAGCUGUGUGACUAGCAGAGACUAAGUAGUUUGGAACUUGCAAGUAAAAUGCGAAAAUUGUACUUAUUGUGCCUUUAGUUUACAUUGUGGUGUAACAGAUUAUGGCACACUGGAGGACCAUCAGAUGAAAAAGCCUCUUAAGUCAUUGCUUGUCAAUUGGAUAAAAUCCAAGUUUUUUUUUCUUUUUGUAUGUGUGUGUUGUGAUGAGUGCGAAACUUCCCUGACAUUGUAAGUGAAAAGUAAACAAUGAACAAUUACACUGACUUAUUAUUAUA